This is a messenger RNA of Aptenodytes forsteri (emperor penguin), 2228 nucleotides long. RefSeq names its product mucolipin 1 (gene MCOLN1). Gene Ontology annotation, molecular function: NAADP-sensitive calcium-release channel activity. NCBI's taxonomy places the organism in Eukaryota, Metazoa, Chordata, Aves, Sphenisciformes, Spheniscidae. The transcript is spliced from 13 exons. The record is from RefSeq and is a predicted model, not a curated record. Bases 1 to 1653 code for a protein of 550 amino acids. Gene Ontology annotation, cellular component: lysosomal membrane; plasma membrane.
AUGACGCACGCGUGUCCCCAAGGCGAUCGUCCUCCCCCCGUCUGCGGUGGGAGAGGAGCUUCGCCGCAGGAGAUCGGCCGGUGUAGGAGGUUUUGGGGCAACCAGGUGGACGUGGGGGACAACCCUGGGGACGCGCUAGCUGGCCCUUGUCUUCUUGGGAUCACCCAAGUUUUUGUCCCUCAGCUCAUCCUCUUCGGGCUCAGCAACCAGAUGGUGGUGACGUUCAAGGAGGAGAACACCAUCGCCUUCAAACACCUCUUCCUGAAGGACUACGCGGACGGGGCGGACGACUCCUACGCCGUCUACACGCAGCGCGACCUCUACGACCGUAUGUUUUACGCCGUGGAGAAGUACUUGGCCGUUCCCAACGAGACCAUCGGCCGCUACGCCUACGUGCGGGGGGAGAGCGGAGGGAACCAGUCGGCCCUCAUGCUGUGCCAGCAGUACUACCGUAAAGGGCGCAUCGAUCCAGCCAACGACACCUUCAACAUUGACCCCAAGAUUGUCACAGACUGCCUGGGAGUGGAUCCCGAGGACCCACAGCCUCUGCCCCCAGAGCUGGACCGCAGCUACAAGAACUUCACCCUCAAAUUUCACAAACUCAUCAACGUCACCAUCCAGUUCAAGCUGAAAGCCAUCAACAUCCAAACCAUCAUCAACAACGAGAUCCCCGACUGCUACACCUUCACCAUCACCAUCACGUUCGACAACAAGGCGCACAGCGGCCGGGUGAAAAUCCGCCUCGACAACCGGGCUGACAUCAAGGAGUGCAAAGAUCCCAGCGUCUUCGGCCGAGGUGACAAUUCCUUCCGGCUGUUCUUUGACGUCGUCGUCAUCCUCGUCUGCUCGCUCUCCUUCAUCCUCUGUGCUCGCUCCAUCAUCCGGGGCCUGAUGCUGCAGCACGAGUUCAGCCGGUUCUUCCAGCGCCGUUACGACCAGCACGUGUGCUUGUCGGACCGCAUGGAGUUCCUCAACGGUUGGUACAUCCUCCUGGUGAUCAGCGACGUCCUCACCGUGCUGGGAACCAUCAUGAAAAUCGGCAUCGAGUCCAAGAACUUCGCCAGCUACGACGUCUGCAGCAUCCUCCUGGGCACCUCCACGCUACUAGUCUGGGUCGGGGUCAUUCGCUACCUCACCUUCUUCCAGAAGUACAACAUCCUCAUCGUCACGCUACGGGUGGCCCUCCCCAACGUCAUCCGCUUCUGCUGCUGCGUGGCCGUCAUCUAUCUGGGCUACUGCUUCUGCGGGUGGAUCGUCCUGGGCCCGUACCACGUCAAGUUCCGAUCCCUUUCCAUGGUGUCCGAGUGCCUCUUCUCCCUCAUCAACGGGGACGACAUGUUCGUUACCUUCGCUGAGAUGCAACAGAACAGCUAUUUGGUGUGGCUCUUCAGCCAGAUCUACCUGUACACCUUCAUCAGCCUCUUCAUCUACAUGGUCCUCAGCCUCUUCAUCGCCCUCAUCACCGGCUCCUACGAAACCAUCAAGCACCAGUGCGAGGGCGAAGCGCCCGUCUCCCAGCUCCACGCCUACAUCGCCCAGUGCAAGGACAGCCCCAAAUCGGGCAAGUACCGUCGUGACAGCGCCUCAUCCUGCUCCGUCUUCUGCUGCUGCGAGCGGGCUCCUCUACAGGACAACGCGCUGCUGGUGAACUGAGGGGGGGGGACCCCACGGCGCGAACCCCCCGGGGACACGAAGGAGCGGUGCCCCGUGCUCCCCCUGGCCCCGAGCGCUGCUUUUAAUUUAUUUUAUUAUCUGUUUUUACCGGCUCGGGGCCCGGAAGGAGCGGGGAGAGACGGCGCCCGCGUCCCCCGCACCCGGGGGACACUAGACGGACGCUUGUGUGGCCCCGUUAUUUUUCUUGACGGACUUUGGAUCCUGAACUGGAGCCGGGCGCCCCUCGGGGGGGCUCGACAUUGGAGCCCUGUUGACCCCUUGGACGUGAUUUAGGGGGGCAGCCGUGGAGCCCUGAAACCCCACAGAUGUGUUUUGGGGGGGCAGCCUUGGGAGCCCUGUGACUCCUCGGGUGCGUUUUAGAGGGGAAGCCUGGAGCCUUGCAACCCCUCGGACGGUGUUUUUGGGGACAGCUCGGAGCCCUGCAACCCCUCGGAGCCCUAUUUUGGGGGGCUCAUCCCCCAGCCUUGCAACCCUUUGGGCGUGUUUUUGGGGGCUCAGCCUGGAGCCCCCUGCAGCCCCUCGGCCGUGCCGGGGCUGUGGCCGAAGCCUCAUCC